This is a messenger RNA of Hemibagrus wyckioides, 3069 nucleotides long. Its product is annotated as sodium-dependent lysophosphatidylcholine symporter 1. The transcript has 14 exons. The coding region runs from base 339 to 1898 and encodes 519 amino acids. The record is from RefSeq and is a predicted model, not a curated record. Gene Ontology annotation, biological process: carbohydrate transport. Gene Ontology annotation, molecular function: symporter activity. NCBI's taxonomy places the organism in Eukaryota, Metazoa, Chordata, Actinopteri, Siluriformes, Bagridae. Gene Ontology annotation, cellular component: membrane.
AGAAGGGCAUAUAUGAGCACCACAUCAGGGUGCGUGAGGAAUCAGCUCUCAAAGUUUAGCCACCUACUUUGCAUGAGGUUUCCGCUUGCGACUGCACGUUUAGUGUGUAAAUAAAAACGACCGUGUGUGUGUGUGUGUGUGUUUCCCCCUUUCACUUUAAAGAGUCAAGAAGAAAAAAUCGCUUCGGAAUCGUCAGCAAACUUUGAGCCGACUUUUGCACAUCUUUUUCUUUUUGUGUAGUUUCACGAUCGAAUCACGGGAUUACGUGUUUUUAAGGCGUCGAUCCCUUCCCUUCUGCAAUCCAAGAAGUGUUUCGUCUGCUGUCGAGGCGCGUGAAGAUGCGCCGGGAUUCUCACCCACAGCGCGUGGAGAUCGCGUGCUCCGAGGAGCCGAACCAUGACCAACAGAAAGGGUCAGGCAUUCCACUUCCAAGGAAACUGUGCUAUGCCAUUGGAGGGAUGCCCUAUCAAAUGACAAGUAACGCCAAGGGCUUUUUCAUGCAGAUCUUCCUACUGGAUGUUGUGCAGAUGACCCCUUUCUACGUGUCUGUAAAUCUUUUCCUUGGCCGAGCCUGGGAUGCGAUCACGGACCCUUUAGUGGGCUACACGGUCAGCAAGAGUGGACGCACUCGCAUAGGCAAGCUUAUUCCCUGGAUUGUGUACUCCAUGCCUAUGGGAGUGAUUGCCUACAUCAUGCAGUGGUACACCCCCCAGAACAACAUGUCUCCUAUCUUCAGCUUUUGCUGGUAUUUUGGCUGGUGCUGUCUCUUUGACACCUUAAUGAGUUGCUACCAUGUGCCCUACACUUCCCUAAACAUGUUUUUGGGUGGUGAUCAAAAAGACCGGGACUCAGCCACUGGCUACAGAAUGGGAAUGGAGAUGUUUGCAACAUUGGCAGGAGCCACCAUUCAGGGACAGAUUGUGGGGGUGUAUCAUGCUAAAAAAGUGCAAGCCUGUAGCAAGCUCAACGAGAGCAUUGCACUCACUGGAAACUACUCAUCUGUGCUGUACAACAACUCUACAGCUUCUUUCACUGCCACACUGCAGGAUACGAGAAGAGCUUAUUUGAUUGCUGCAUUGGUGUUAGGAGGUUUAUACUUCCUGUGCUGCCUUGUGCUGUUCCUUGGAGUGAAGGAGCAACUGGCUCCACUGAGUAAGCUGGAUCGAAUACAAGUGUCAUACUUGACCGGUAUGAAAAUGGUUGUGAGACAUAGUCCAUAUGUUCGACUCGUGUUGGGAUUUCUCUUUUCUUCGGUUGCUUUUCAGAUGGCCCAGGGAAACCUAGCACUCUUCUGUACACAUGCAGCAGGAAUGGGGGCUCACUUCCAGCACCUUGUGCUCAUAUUACUGGUGGCAGCCACUUUGUCUGUUCCAUUUUGGCAGAUGUUACUGGUCAGACUGGGCAAGAAGACCACUAUCUUCAUUGGGCUAACAACUUACAUUCCUGCUCUCAUUAUCAUAGCCUGCGUGAAGGGUACUUUUCUCAUGUUUGCCAUGGUGAGCAUUUUGGCUGGUGCCAGUCUAGCGUCCCUCUAUUUACUGCCCUGGUCAAUGCUGCCGGAUGUGGUGGAUGACUUUAAGGUGAAGAACCCGUCAUGCAGCGAUCUGGAGCCCAUGUUUUACUCUUGCUAUGUAUUUUUUAACAAGUUUGGUGGAGGAGUGUCACAUGGUGUUUCUACACUUGCACUACACUUUGCAGGGUACAAGCCUGGCGCUUGUAGGCAUGACUCCAGAGUGAUCACCACAUUGCAGGUCCUGUUUGCCCCGGUGCCCAUCUGUCUGCUGCUGAUAGGCAUGCUGUUCUUCUGCCUUUACCCCAUAAAUGAACAGCGACGCUGGGAGACCCAGGUCAAACUGCAGAAAGCAGUAGCAGAGACUAGAGAGGAGAGUGUUCUUUGAACAUCAUGCUGGAUCUCAAGUCACUUUUUGGUCUCUGGAAUAUUUUUAUUUUCUCAGUAGCUCUUGCAACAGUUAUCUAUGCAGGAUCUGUAUAGCUUUUUCUAAAGUGAACUUCAAGUGUUUUCAAGGUACACUAUAUUGCCAAAAGUUUUGGGACACCCCUCCAAAUCAUCAAAUUCAGGUGUUGUUUUUCAGGGGUUGGACUCGGCCCCUUAGUUCCAGUGGAAGGAACUCUUAAUGCUUCAGCUUCAUACCAAGACAUUUUGGAUAAUUUCAUGCUCUUUUUGGGAAGAGUUUGGGGAUGACCCCUUCCUGUUCCAACAUGACUGCACACCAGUGACCAAAGCAAGGUCCAUAAAGACAUGGAUGAGUGAGUUUGGUGUGGAGGAACUUGACUGUCCUGCACAGGAACUUGAGUCCUGACCUCAACCCCAUAGAACACCUUUGGGUUGAAAUAGAGCGAAGACUGCGAGCCAGGCCUUCUUGUCCAACAUCAGUGCCUGACCUCACAAAUGGCCGUGCUUCUAGAGAAAUGGUCAAAAAUUCCCAUAAACAGAGUUGAAGCUGUUACAGCUGCAAAGUGCGGGACAGCUCCAUAUUACAUUCAUGUGCAUGUAAAGACAGACGUCCCAAAACUUUUGGCAAUAUAGUGUAUAUUAUCCAGUAUAACCCUGUCUUUAAGACAGAUUUAUGCCAGCUAUGUUUUGGUAAAAUUGAAUGUAAUCUUAAUUAAACAUACUUGACUGGUCUAUACUGGCAUCACUCUAUGCAGAUUUUUAAGAGUUGUUUGUUGGUGACUGUAAGUGAGUGACUGACAGAAAUAGAGACUCUUGUAAUAAAGGAUUGUAUGCUUAUAAUUUAUGGAUUCUGAACUGAUAAUCAGAUAUUUUUGGUAAUAGACUAUACAAGAUAUACAGUAAAUGUGCUGUGACCUACCUGUGGAAAUCACUCACAUAGAUUGUCAAGUACACUAUUUCAUUAGAGAGAUGUGUUGGUAAUAAUACUCUAUAUUGCUUAUAGUCUAUAUGUACCAUUAUACUGUUAUAAAAAGAUUAAGCCCCAUUAAAUUUUGUUAACUUUAAACUUUUUUCUUUGAACUGGAAGGUGAACUUUUGUUUCUAAGUUUAACUACCUUGAAAUGUCUUAUAGUGCUGUAUGAAUAUUAUAACAG